CAAGGGAGCCGAAGCCUGCCGUGGCCUCCCUUUCCCCGUGUGCUGGAUGAGCCCCUUCCAACAGUCGGCCCUCCCUCCCCUUCCCUUCCCUCCCCAGGUAAUUUCAAGCCCAGUGAAAGGGGACAGAUCCUGAAGAAGUUCAGCGCGGUGGAAGACGCCUGUCUGGCCCAGCUGAUGACCGACGCCCUGCGCCCCUUCGUGCCGGCCUACCACGGCCUGGUGGAAAUGGGUGGGGAGCGCUAUAUCCAGAUGGACGACUUGCUGCGCGGCCUCGACCUGCCCAGCAUCAUGGACUGCAAGAUGGGCACAAGGACCUACCUGGAGGAGGAGCUGUGCAAGGCGCAUCAGCGGCCAGUGGCGCGCCGGGACCUGUACCAGAAGAUGGUCAAGGUGGACCCGCUGGCCCCCACGGCCCAGGAGCACUCCCAGGCCGCUGUCACCAAGCCCCGCUACAUGCAGUGGCGGGAGGGGAUCAGCUCCAGCGCCACCCUUGGCUUCCGCAUCGAGGGCAUCACGAUCGAGGGGGGAGCGGUGCAGCGGGACUUUAAAAGGACCCGGACGAAGGAGGACAUUGUGGAGAUCUUUAUGAUGUUCACCAAAAGCCGCGCGGACGUUCUGGUGAGCCCUGGAAUCGAAGGGGAGAAGAGGGUCGAAAUCCAGAUCCCUAACGAGAACCAGGCCAGAUCCUAUUGGCCUGCCCGGUGCGAAGACUGGGACGUUCGUUUUAAAAAAUAGUCCAUUAAGGCCACAGUGUUGAGCUUGCAAGAGCAGCGUAGAGCUGGUAAUGACAGGAAUGAUGAUGGUCUUAUGAAUGAGGGGCCUUGAUGGCGCAUAACAAGAGAUCCUUAUCUAUAAAGUCCUGGACAGUUUGGGUCUGGGCUGUCGGAAGGAUUGCUCCUCCCCACACUGGCCUUCCCAGUCCUUAAGCUCUUCCGAGGAAGGCCU
Pogona vitticeps (central bearded dragon) is the source of this 945-nucleotide messenger RNA. Lineage: Eukaryota; Metazoa; Chordata; Lepidosauria; Squamata; Agamidae. The record is from RefSeq and is a predicted model, not a curated record.